Sparassis crispa is the source of this 1827-nucleotide messenger RNA. RefSeq names its product S-adenosyl-L-methionine-dependent methyltransferase. The transcript is spliced from 4 exons. Lineage: Eukaryota; Fungi; Basidiomycota; Agaricomycetes; Polyporales; Sparassidaceae. Gene Ontology annotation, molecular function: methyltransferase activity. The coding region runs from base 1 to 1827 and encodes 608 amino acids. The record is from RefSeq and is a predicted model, not a curated record.
AUGCGUUUUCGAUUUCAACAAAAGCCUGGUCGCAGAAACCACAAGUCGUCUGGCUCGCAAGUCGAUAGUGCACAUUCUCAGCACACCACUUCUCCGGUACGGGUCGAGAGGAGUUCUGCACGCGAUUAUGUAGGCAACCGUUCGCUGCCACCAUGGCGAAACAAAGCUCUACCUCCCACACCAGAAGACGACACGACGAACACCGAACCAGUAAUUGCGAUCAAUGGGCCGAACAGUCCACUAUCUUCCCCUCCUCCCGACGAUGAGGAGUAUGACCAACACGAUGGCAGCAAUGGCGGCCACCACGAUAAAGAUUGGUUGCGCAAUGUGAACUGCACUGUGCUACAUCGGGGCAUGCCUCAUCAUCCAUUUCGACGUGAAGACGCACCGUAUAUGGAGUCGUACAGUGCGGCGUCAUUGGAAAACGAACACUACAGUUUCGUACUACUGUGCCACUUAAAUGCCUUACCUACUUUCAAGUAUUAUGGCAAACCACCGGAGAAUAUCCUUGAUCUCGGCUGUGGGCAGGGAUUUUGGGUCCUGCAUGCUGCGAAUUCUUGGGCUGAUUCACACGUGACGGGUAUUGAUCUCAUCGACGUUCACAGAUUCAGUCAGAGCAGGGUGCGCCGAGAGAAUGUUUCCUGGGUUCGUGGCAACUUCGUUAAGGACGAUCUUCCUUUUCCAGACGAUACCUUUGACUUAGUCAGGAUGGCCAAUCUGACACUAUGCGUUCCGACCGAGCGCUGGAAUUUCGUUCUCACUCAAGUUCGACGAGUCCUCAAGCCAGGAGGACGACUUGAGUUCAUCGAUGACGAAUUGUUUUUCCCUUGCAUCUCAUCUCCUGCGGAGGCCUCAUGCCAAUUCACCCGACCACUGUCCUGUAACUCCACACCCAUCACGAGUUAUUCUGACGGCGAGGACUCCGGCGUUGGUAAUGAUGGCCCUCUCAGUUGCGACAUCCCGCUUAGGCGGACGAGGACGUGGAGCAUUGUCCCCCACGAAUGGCCCAGUCGGUUUCACGGAGAUUAUACACCGUCGGACUCGCGAACGAACUACGAAAUGAGUGUCGACAUUGCUACCAGCCUUGAAGGCCUAUUCGAGAAUAUGCUGGAUCGCGAAUAUAAGAUCUCCUGCAAACCUGGCAUGCUGAUUCCCCGACUUCUCACGGGGUUGUUUGGUAAUGCACACAAGUCGCACUUCUUCGAACUCUUUGUUCCCGAGCAAACAGUUCUAGUGGGCGAAGAUGUUAAUUCUAAGGCCGCUCGAGUCCUGUCCGACGGUUCGAUAGCUCCCAAGGCAGCCAGAUUUCUCCUCAGCGGCAAGAAGAGCAUCUCAUCGUGCAACAGGCCUCCGUAUCAGCCACCCGGAUUGGUUGUCUACCGCACUACCUGUGGAAUAGAUCGGUAUGAACCCCCAACGGUGAUUCUUUUUGACCCUUGCGAACUGGAGAUGCAUGCCUGCAAAAACAUGAAUACGUUAUUGGGUUGCAAGCAUGCACUGACAAACUUUGCUCUGGAUCAGAGGGACAAGAACGGUGAUCCUACGAUAUCCGAGGAGCAGUUCAGCGAGCGGGUGUGGGACUAUGACCAGUUCAGACGUAAGAGGUUCAAUUGGCCCGCAGAUUAUCCCGGCUUACGAAUGGAAGAGGAUGACGAUACACCAGCGCCGAAACCGAUGCUCCUGCGGUUAUUCUCGAACCUGGCGACUUUACCUAUAUUCGAGCGCCAGCCGUACCUUCCAGGCGACUCUCCGAGGAAGGAUGACAAGCGGUUGAUGAACGUGCGCAGAAUAUCCGUGUAUCAAGCCGUGAAGGCGCCGCAAGCGUGA